GCGUCUUCCACAUCCAUUCAUUGAAGAUAAGUCACUCUUUUCUGUUUCGCUCAUAAAUGUCAGGUUUCGACGGAAAUCAUGUGUUCACCGUCUCGGUCCAUGACCCACCAGCUGUUGCAUCUCCUGACUCUCCAUCCCAAACCGAGAAACUCUUGUUAGAGUUUUUGUUGCAAUAUCGCGUCGGAGGCGAAUUCAUCUACAGAGAUCAGCUUCGUGCAAACUUGCUCCUUAAGCAAUACCAGCUGGAGGUCGAUCUUCGUCAUGUUGGUCUGUAUAAUGAUGAGUUAGCGCAUGCAAUUCAGGACAGACCGGCAGAUAUAUUGCCGCUGUUUGAAAACGCGGCUACUAAAGCGGCUCGUACUAUCCUAUUCCCGCUAGCUGGUGGCUCUGAUGAACGCGCAGAGGCCGCCCUCCAAUCAAUCCCCAGAGUCCAAAUCACCAUCAGAUCUGGCCUCCAGAUGCAACGUGUUCGCGACUUGACAGCAAAUACGAUGAACAAGUUGGUCCGUAUACCAGGAAUCGUUAUUUCCGCCUCUGUCCUUUCCUCGCGAGCAACAAAGCUUCAUCUUCAAUGUCGUGCUUGCCGGUCCACAAAAGUUGUAUACCCUGCCGGCGGCCUUGGAGGAAUAGGCAAUGGUUCAGAUCGAGGCCUACCAAGAGUUUGUGAUGCACCAGAGUUGGAGAAUCAGAAGAAGGAUUGCCCAAUAGACCCUUACAUCAUUGUUCACUCAAAGUCGUCUUUUGUUGACCAGCAGACUCUGAAACUGCAAGAGGCACCAGACAUGGUUCCAGUUGGUGAACUUCCACGGCAUAUGCUUCUCUCUGCAGACCGAUACCUAACGGGCAAGGUCGUCCCUGGCUCACGAAUAGUCGCGACUGGGAUUUAUUCUACUUUCAGUUCGGCAAAGAACAAAUCUGCUGGUCCUGCUGCACUUCGACAACCUUAUCUUCGUCUUGUUCACAUUGAAAUGUCCUCGCCGACUGCCGGUGGUGGCGCCUCAAAUCCUUUUGGAGUGCAAUUCACUCCUGAAGAGGAGGAAGAAUUUGGUGAAAUGGCACGCAGCGAUGGUUUCUAUGAACGGUUUGCUAAGAGUGUUGGUCCAAGUAUUUAUGGCAGCCUCGACAUCAAGAAGGCGAUUACCUGUCUGCUUUUCGGUGGCUCUAAGAAGGUCUUACCAGAUGGUAUGCGAUUGAGAGGCGAUAUCAAUGUUCUUUUGCUCGGAGAUCCAGGGACAGCAAAGAGUCAACUGCUCAAGUUUGUCGAGAAGGUUGCACCGAUCGCCGUGUACACCUCUGGAAAGGGUUCUAGCGCAGCUGGAUUAACCGCUGUCGUCCAGCGGGAUGCAGUUUCUCGCGAGUUCUAUCUCGAGGGUGGUGCCAUGGUUCUUGCAGAUACUGGGGUUGUUUGUAUAGACGAAUUUGACAAAAUGCGCGAUGAGGAUCGGGUUGCCAUCCAUGAGGCUAUGGAGCAGCAAACCAUUUCGAUAGCGAAGGCUGGUAUCACGACGGUGCUGAACUCCCGAACAAGUGUCCUUGCAGCAGCAAAUCCAGUUUGGGGACGAUAUGAUGAGGGUCGGAGCCCUGGCGAGAACAUCGACUUUCAAACAACCAUUUUGUCACGUUUUGAUAUGAUUUUUAUCGUCAAAGACGAGCACAACGAACAACGAGAUCGUAUGAUUGCCAAGCACGUCAUGAACAUCCACAUGAACCGGCCGAAUCAGAGUACAGACGACAAUGGAGAAGCUGUUGGCGAAAUCGACAUUGACAAAAUGAAGCGGUAUAUCUCGUAUUGCAAGAGCAAAUGCGCACCGCGGUUAUCUCCAGAUGCUCAAGAAAUGCUCAGCAGUCAUUUUGUUAGUCUUCGGAAGCAGGUUCAGCAAGUGGAACGCGAUAAUGACGAACGGAGUUCGAUUCCCAUAACAGUUCGCCAAUUAGAAGCCAUCAUUCGAAUAUCGGAAUCGCUUGCCAAGAUGACAUUAUCACCUACUGUUCAGAAUCAUCAUGUCGAGGAAGCCAUCCGGCUUUUCAAGUUCUCGACGAUGGACGCUGUCUCGGCGGGUUCCGUUGAUGGCAUGUCUCGCGGCGAGCUGAAUGACGAGAUGUCGCGGAUAGAGAAGGAAUUGCGCAGACGUCUUCCUGUGGGCUGGAGUACGAGUUACCAAAGUUUAGUAAGGGAAUUUGUAACGCAACAGGGGUACUCGAAUCACGCGCUGGAACGAACACUCUUCAUCCUUGAGAAGAGGGAGGUGAUACGAUUCUCUGGUCAGAAAAAGGUCGUGCAUCGGGUCGGUGUUUGAUGUGUUGUACGGACAAUGCUAUACAUUUGCUCUUUGUUUUGAAUAUCUGUGGAUAAGUAGUGUCCCUAGUCAGACCCAUUGAAGAUAGCCAUA
Messenger RNA from Suillus discolor, 2390 nucleotides. RefSeq names its product MCM-domain-containing protein. Gene Ontology annotation, cellular component: MCM complex; nucleus. Gene Ontology annotation, molecular function: DNA replication origin binding; ATP binding; single-stranded DNA binding. The transcript has 13 exons. NCBI's taxonomy places the organism in Eukaryota, Fungi, Basidiomycota, Agaricomycetes, Boletales, Suillaceae. Gene Ontology annotation, biological process: double-strand break repair via break-induced replication; DNA replication initiation; DNA replication. Bases 57 to 2297 code for a protein of 746 amino acids. The record is from RefSeq and is a predicted model, not a curated record.